Cyanistes caeruleus (blue tit) is the source of this 9071-nucleotide messenger RNA. NCBI's taxonomy places the organism in Eukaryota, Metazoa, Chordata, Aves, Passeriformes, Paridae. The record is from RefSeq and is a predicted model, not a curated record.
GAGCCCAGCGCCGCCGGGGCUGCGCCCUGCCCCGCCAGGGAGCGCGGCAUCUCCUUCGCGUGUGUCACCCUGUCCCGGGGCAUCUCCACGUCCUGGGAAGAUGCAUUCUUUUGGGAACGAAGAAGCGGACUCUCUGGAGCGUCUCUUCGGGUUUUUCUGUGAGUGCGUACGGCGUGGGCACUGGGAGCUUGCACAGGCCUGCGUGCCCCAGCUGAGCCAGUGGCACGGGGACGGCCCCGGGAAGGUGGAGGCAAUUCUUCGGGCUCUGGUAGCUUGUCCCGUGGGGGUAAGACGGGGACAGAAUUCUAGCCCAGGGAGAUCUGCAUGGCUUUGGCUUCUUGUGCUGGAAAAAUGGCUUGCCAGAAAUCAGGAAACUGUUCCCGUUGCUCUUCAGAGAGAAACUGAAUUUUUGUUGUUCCUGGAAGAAUUACAGAAAGAUGUCUCUGAGGAAGUCCUAAAGGAACUGUUUGAAGCAUUUGAGUGCACGCAGAACAAGCACAUCACAGACAGCCAAAGAAGAGAUGACUGUUCUCACAAAUUCAGUUUGGAUGUUGUUUCAGCUCUCCGGAAGCUUUUGCUGCGGGCUCCCCAGAGGGCAAAAGCCCUGCUGGAGUUCUUCCAGGGGGAACAAGGCCCACACAGCUCCUCACUCCUGCAAUAUCGCUCUCUACAAAACAUCUUUGUUGAGUUUCUUUGUGACUCCUUGAAAUCUCUGCAGAGGCUUCAGAGCAGUCCUGAGCUUUCGGCUGAACUAAAUCAAAGAGAACUAGUAGAUACAAUUUAUGCUGCUCUCAGUAUAGUGACUUUUGAGGUGGAGCAUCAAGCAGAUGAAAUGAAGCAGUUAUUCAGGGAGCUCUUGGAUGUAUGCUGGGCUGAGGGGAGCCCACUGAGGGAAGAGAAGCUACUAAACUGUAUGCUGAGGAAACAAAGCCAUGGCCUGCUAAGCCUCUAUAGCAGUGUUCUCACAGAAAGAACAAGAGAAAAGUUUUUGUUGUCAAAAGCAAUACAAAAAGGUUCAUCUGCAUCUGAGCAGCUGGAUACAGAGCGAACUGUGAUGAGUUUGUUCUCAGAUCCCAAAGAAGCUCCUUCGUGGAAGACAGCCUAUUUCUACUGCUUGAGCAGCAGCAAGCACUUUCUGGAACAGAUUCUGGUGACUGCAUUAGCUUUACUAAAAAGAGAAGACUACUUGGGCCUGAAGAGCUUGUUGAGGAGAGAAUUCAACCCCCUUAGUCGCCUCUUGGUGUUGUUAGGAUGGACUCAUUGCCAAAGCUUGGAGUCAGCAAAAGCUUUGCUAUGGAGUCUACACAAAACUCAGGAUCUGUGCAAUGAUUCAGUAUUGAAAGAUUUUUGUGAUGGGCUGUGGGCUCAUGUGGAAGUACUUGAAUGGUGCAUGCAGCAAAACAGUAUUACUGUCCCAAGGAAGGUUCUGUUGCAACACUUGCACAGUCUGGAUUGCCACACUGCAGUGUAUUCUCUGCAUCUGUUGAGUAUAUAUUUGCUUGGAGAGCUCUCAGUAAUGGAUCUUGCACAGUGGAUUCCAAGCACUGAUUCAACAUUGCAGGCAGCCCCACUCCCUAACACCCUGAGUCAGCAGCGUGACCUCGCACUCUUCCGAGCGUUCUGUGCCAUGAAGUAUGCAAUCUAUGCUCUGUGUGUGAAUUCACACAGGCAUGCCAAGUGCAAGGAUUGUGUACACAGCCUUCUUGGUGAUAUCCCUGAGGAUGCAGCUUUUGGAGAACCAGCAGAUUGCUCUUCAGUAUUUCCUCAGUACAUUGUGAAGUGUCAGCAGUUCUUAAGGAGUGUUCCCAUUCCUCUGCGCCUGGAGGUUUUGGAGAAUAUUUUCUCCUUGCUUUUUGUUUCCUAUAAUGACCUCUAUACUGAGACUCCUCUACCUGAGGACUAUGCAGAGGAUGAAGACCUUGACAAAAAGAGCACUACUCUGACUGUAGAAGGCAGUGCCAGUCGGCGAUCUUCCACCUCACAAAGUCCACAACACCUAACAGAGGCAGAAAAAAAAUCAGAGAAGCACUUGCUGGCUGCACAAACAGUUCACACAGAUACUCGAGAUCUUUGUGACUCCAUGUUAGAUGGCAAGAGCUGUGAAACGUCUAAGCCAACCCACCUGGAUCUGAAACACUUCACCAGUGGUGUUACUGGAUUUUUAGUGGAUGAUGUAGCCAUGGAGGCCUUCCUCACGUUGCUGCUCAACCACCUGGAAGAAAUUCAGAGUUCUCUCCCGUGGGACUCCAGUAAUGUGCUUCGUGAAGAGCUGGAGCUUGUUGAGUGCUUGAAUCUUUCUGCGAGCGGAGAUGCCUUUGGAAGUCGCGUGUUACAGUUUUCCAAGUACCUCUCUGAAGCUCACUGGCGAUACAAGGUGGUGAUGAGUAACAGAAAUGCAGAACAUCAGCUUGCAGCCUCCAGGAGACAUUGCUCUUUAAUCAGGCGCUCCAGCUUUAAGAAACGAAGUAGAUAUCGGAGGUACAAGUCAGAUGGGAAAGAGGGAACUUCCAGUCCAUCGUUGGAAAGCACAAGUAGCGAGCUAAGCACCAGUACUUCAGAGGGAAGUACCAGUAGUGUGUCUGGCUUGAGUGAUUUAGAAAGCAGGACAAGACCACAUCAGCAGAACUCCCUCAUUCCUAUGAUGCUUUCCCCCCCAGAAUCACUGUUAGUUUCUUGCGUUUUGAGAGGAAACUUUGUGGAAGCCCACCAGGUGGCUUUGAUGUUUAAUCUGGAGACUACCCCUUGCUAUGGUGAAUUGAUUUUCAUGGAGCGUUACCAAGAGGCAGUAGAAGAAAUGGCAAGAGUGGAACACAAUAUUGAGAAUCAAUCAUCAGAUGGCACUGGAGGCAUCAGGAAAUCUGGCAGUGGCCGUUCAACACUGCAAGCUAUUGGGAAUGCAGCAGCAGCUGGUAUGGUAUUUUAUUCCAUCUCGGAUGUUACUGAUAAAUUGCUUGCAACUUCUGGAAGUCUUGCCCCUACUCUUCAAGAAAACUUCUGGAUCAGGAACAUCCAGCUGGAGCAUACUGAUCCUCUGCGAGAAGUUCUUGAGGACCUCAGUCCUUCAGCAAUGGCAGCAUUUGACCUAGCUUGUACUCAGUGCCGUCUUUGGAAGACAUGCAAACAGCUUCUGGAGACAGCAGAAAGAAGACUCUACAGCAGCCUUGAAACUCGGGGCCACCGAACUGACUUGGUUUUACUGCACUCUGAUGGUGUAAAGGGUUUUCCAGCAGUUCUCCAGCAAAUAAGUAAAAUUCUCAACUAUUCCUGCACAUCACAAGGUCAAUCCAGACCAGAGGUUGCAGAUGAGAAAAUAGGGAGUCAUUUUCGAUGCAGUAUUGUAGACCUUCUGCAAGCUUGCUACCCUACCUUGACUGAAGAAAGUAUUACUAAUGAAAUAGUUUUAUCACAAAACCUGGAUCAUAUCCUGGAGGCACUGACUUGUGUUGAACGUUCUGUGGACUCUAAAGGGAGCCUGCUUAGCACCUUGGUGGAGCAGGGCUCUCUCAAGCCAAUGGAGCUGGAAAAGCACCUGGUUUGGAACCAAACACAGCUCCUGCUGAGAACUCUUGACCAGCAUACCCAAACCAUGCCAGAGAACAACAUGCAGACAAACUUUGUGAAGGCCUUCCUUGACUACAUUACUACACUGGCUGCUGUGGUGUUACGAAGCUUGAAUGCAGAGCUAGAUGUAUCUGCAGAAGUGAAAGUGGGAAACCCUUUCAUACUGUUACAGCAGAGUCCGUCUCAGCUGCUUUCCCAGCUUAUUUUUGAGAGACAAGUUCAUCCUGACAGGCUUUCUUCUCUCUUGGCUAAAGAAGAGUUGAACCUGAAUGUGCAGCAAGUCAUUGUUAACUCUUGCUGUGAACCACUGUCCUUGUGCAGUGCAAGGCAAAACAGCCAGGCAAAGUCUCUUCUGACAAACAUCAGCAACUUGACAUACCAGUGUGCCUACCACUGCCUGCCAGAUGUUGAAAUACCUAUUCACAAUUCUGCAGUGACCUCUGAGGAUAUCUCCACUCAAGCCUCAUCCUCUCUGAAUGACUUGAGCCAGCACACACUCACUGCCUCCUCCUUGGACUUCCUGAAGUCUCAGUCAAAGCUAAUGGCUACAGUGGCAUGUCUAAGUGCAUCUAAUAUACAUAAAAUUCACAAAUCAAGCUUGUCUUGGAUGGAAUUUCGGGGCAAACGGGAGGUGCCCUUAAGCUUGGAACAGAUUUCCAGGGAGUGUGAGGCGUUGUUGAAGGAGUUCCCAAUAUUGGAACGAUUUCUUCUUGCUAUGUUUGACCCGCUUCGGAAUCAAGAGGAAGGUAGCAGUUUGGCUGCUGUCUUGUCUGGCAAGGCAUACAUGUCUCUGGUUCUCCUAGGAUUACAUUCCACCACAGCUGUUAAAGUUUUAAUGGGAGUCUUUGAACAAGCUCUUGCGGCAAAGGAUUGGGACAGAGCUCUGAAGGUCUUGGAUCUGUACAGUCAGGAUGUGGAGGAAGUGGUCAGUGUAAAGGAUGCUGUGCUGAGUUGUGCAGCUGCUGAAGAUAAGGAUGGCUGGCAAUACUUGUUUCCAGUAAAAAAUGCAGUGUUGAGAAGUAGACUGGCCCUGCGCUGUCUGGACAAGUGGCCCCUUGAUGCCUGUUUGGAAAUUCUAGCUUACUGCGUUUCUGAUCUGGGCAUACCUCAUGAACUAAAAGCCAAUCUGCAGAGCAGGAAGAAAGAACUUCUGGUUUAUCAAAAGAUUUUGAAUGUGCAAAAUGAACCAUUGUGGAAUGACUGGCAGGAUCUGAAAAAAGCCUGCACUGAUGACCCCCAGGCUGUGAUGAGUAUCAUUCUUAAAGCAAAGGAUUAUGAAUUGUGUGAGGAGUGGGGACACUUGUAUCCUGUACCAAGAGAAGACUUGAUCAAUCUUCACCGUGAGCACCUUCUCCACUUACUGGAGAUGGGAGACAUGGAAAAGGCACUGCAGCUUUUACAAAGAAUCGAAGACCCUGGUGUUUGCCUUGCCAUCAGUGAACAGUCCCUUGACCAGCAUCCGAGCUUGGCAGCCUCUCACUUCUUGGCUGAUUACCUCACAGCUCACUUCUAUGCCAGCCUGACAACAGCACGCCGGAAUGAAAUCCAGGCACUCUAUGUAGGAUCAAAGGUGCUGCUGACUCUGCCUGAGCUCUCCCGUGUUAACUACUUCCACCUCUCCUCAAAGCCACUGCUUAUGUUGGAACAGCUCCUCAUGAAUAUGAAGGUGGACUGGGUAGCUGAAGCUGUGCAGACACUGCACCAGCUUUUAGCUGGGCAGGAAAUUGGUUUUAAUGUAGAAGACAUUGACAAUUUGCUUUCCAAGUAUGCAGAAAAAGCUCUCAACUUCCCUUUCACAUUAAAAGAAAAGAGAUCAGAUUCUCUGACACGUAUUCAAGAGAGUCUCAAUCAGGUGUUGGAGUGUGAAACAUUGUCUAAACCAGGAUCAUCAGAAUUAUCUCCUGUCAGCGUUACUGGUGUAACCAUAUCUGCAAGUCCCAGAGACAGAAGCCUGCAGCAGAACUUGUUUCCUCAAGAAUUUGUGCCUCCUGAGAAGCCACCACCAAAGCAAGAAUGGAUACCUGAUGACACUGAAACGAUAUGUAUGGUUUGCAAAACUGAGCGCUUCACUAUGUUUAACAGGCGCCAUCACUGCAGGCGCUGUGGCAGACUGGUGUGCAGCUCUUGCUCCACCAAGAAAAUGGAAAUAGAACCUUGCAGAGAAAAUCUGUCCCGUGUAUGUGAUCAAUGCUAUAGCUACUACAACAGAGAAAACAUGCCUGGCUUGGUGCAGGACACAAGCACCAGAAAAGAAGAUCAGGACCAAGUGGAAGAAACUUCUAAUAAUGAAUAUUCCACAGUGGUACAAAUACCCAAGGCAACUGAUCUUGAAUGGAUUUUUUCUCUGAAUGAAGAGGAGAAUGAAAUUGUACGCAGCGAAUUUUAUUAUGAACAGGCUCCCAGCUCUUCCUUGUGUAUUGCCAUUCUCAGCCUGCACAGUGACAGCAUAGUAUGUGGCCAUCAACUGAUAGAGCACUGCUGCAGGUUGUCCCAAGGGCUCACUAAUCCUGAGGUGGAUGCUGGACUCCUCAUGGACAUCAUGAAACAAUUGCUCUUCAGUGCUAAAAUGAUGUUUGUAAAAGCUGGAAGGAGCCAGGACCUAGCUCUCUGUGACAGCUACAUCAGCAAAGUGGAUGUGUUGAAUAUUUUGGUUGCUGCUGCCUACCGUCCAGUGCCAUCUUUGGAUCAGAUCCUUCUCCCAGCAGCAGUAACAAGACUGAGAAAUCAGCUUUUGGAAGCAGAGUACUAUCAACUAGCCAUAGAGGUUUCUACAAAAUCUGGAUUGGAUCCAGGUGGAGCAUGGCAUGCUUGGGGCAUGGCUUGCCUUAAAGCUGGAAAUUUAACUUCCGCAAGAGAGAAGUUUAACCGAUGCUUAAAGCCACCCAUGGAUCUAAACCAGCUGAACCAUGGUUCAAGGCUGGUCCAGGAUGUGAUCCAGUACCUGGAGUCCACAGUGAAGCCAGUACUCAUCACAGAUGAUGAUUACUUUGCCACAUUGAGGGAACUUGAAGCAACACUGAGAACAAGAAGUCUGUCGCUGGAGGUGAUGUGUGAGGGGAAGAUUCAACACAACAGCUAUUAUCAGGAGUGCUUGUUCUAUUUACAUAGUUAUGGCACUAAUCUGGCAAUAAUAAGCUUUUACAUGAGACAUGACUGUAUGAGAGAAGCACUGCUUCACUUGUUAAAUAAGGAAUCCCCAUCAGAAGUGUUUAUUGAAGGGAUCUUCAUUCCCAGUUAUGAAAGUGGAAAACUGCAUAUGUUGGAGAACUUGCUGGAAACCAUUGAUCCAGGAUUGGAAAGCUGGGGAGUCUACUUGAUUGCAGCCUGCAAAUACUUGCAAAGAAAGAACUAUUACCAUAUUCUGUAUGAAUUGCAACAGUUCAUGAAGGAUCACGUCCGUGCUGCAAUGACCUGCAUUAGAUUUUUCACUCAUGGAGCAAAGUCUUACACUGAGCUUGGAGGAAAACAGACAUGGCUUCUAAAGAUCAAAGACCAUCUCAAAGUCUAUCUGCAGGAGGUCUCAAGAAGUGCAGGAAGGAAAAAAAUGGCAUUCACUUUUCGGAAGAAAAUGUCUGCUACGGAUGUGUCGAGGCACAUCAAUACAGUUGAUCUGCAGAUGGAAGUAACAAAGUUCCUGCAUCAGUGUGAGAGCACAGGAGCCUCUCAAAUGACAGAUUCCUCCUUGCCCACACUCUUUGGAAAUAAUAACAUGAAAAUGGAUGUUGCUUGCAAGGUCAUAUUGGAAGGCAAAAACAUUGAGGAGGGGUUUGGGAUUGCAUUUAGAGUUCUCCAGGACUUCCAGCUGGAGGCUACAGAAGUUUACAGCAAAGUGGCCAAGCAGCUGGUGAAGCAGCAGAAAUACAGCGAGAUCCAGCAGCUCCUGAAGUGUGUCAAUGAGUCUGGAGUGGCAGCAAAAAAUGAUGGGGAUAACAUUAUCCUAAACUGCCUAAAUGAGUUCAAAAACAUUCCUGCUGAGGAUCUCGAUAAUCUGAUUCAAGAUAUGGACAGUGAUGAAAAUAAGAUCCAGGCCUACAUGAUGUGCAACAAGCUGCGCUCCGCGUACCUGGUGUCGGUGCGGCAGGAGAAGGCGCGGGCCGUGCAGCUCGUCCAGCGCGUGCGGCAGCUGGCCGAGAGCAGCGGCGACGAUGUCGUCAAGGCCAUCUGUGCCCAGUGGCUCUCAGUGCACCAGCCCAAGGUGAGAAAUCGGCUUCCCCAGGGCACCAGGAUGUAAUGUGUGACUGCCAUUUGCCAUCGUACUGAAGGAGAAGGCUUCAAGACAGCUCAAAGGUGUCUGGUUCAGCAGCCUCUAGGUAAAAUGGAACUCUGUUGACUGAUGUCGGUGGCAAAUGGAUGCUGCUAAUGUGCCUCUGGUGAAGGGAAGUAAAUUACAAGUGCCAGUUCUGUAUUUUGACAAACAGUCACUACCUCAGGGUGCUUUUUGGCUCUCUUUUUGAUGGGGGGAGAGGGGCAAUUUCAAACUGAACAAGCAAGGAUUUAGAUAUAUGGAAGAGAGCACUUCUGUUUCUGGCUUUAGUUUUUGGGUUUCGUUGGUUUUUAAUUUUUGGGGGGUCGGUAUUUUUUGAAAAGCACUGGACUUAAUGAUAUGUGUUUUAUUUUUAAUCCAGAAAACAUAUGUAGAGAGGACAGAAAAAUUUUAUCAACUCAGUGUAGCCUAGCGUAUGAAAUUUUUGUGAUGUUUCCUGUAAAAUUUUCAAGGUUGGAGAGUUCUUCUGAUACAAAGACUAAAACUCAAGAGAUUUUUUUAAAGCCUCUAGAGAAAUCAUUGCUACUUCUUUUUUAUCUCCCCCACUAGUACAAUAUACCCAGGUUUUUUUAGUUUGUUUGAAAAGGUAGGAACUGAUUCUUUAUGGCAGAUUUAUACUUACCAGUCACACUGUGUGAUGUGUGCCAUAGGUGUGGCACUUGGGCUAGUGCCAGCAAGAUGAAGUUCUAAAGGGAACAUCCUGUAAGGGGAGUUCAAAGGGAAAACAAGCCUUUAAAAUAGUUGAAAAAUCAUGUGCCUCUUUCUUUACUAUGGUGAUACCCAAUAAAUCAUUGUGAUGCAGCUUUAUGACUGAAUAGUUGACAGUAAACAUCAGGUAUCGCAAACAAUAAGGAUAUAGCAAGCUGUGGCAAAAUUAAACAGGUGGUCUGUAUCCCUGUCACAGAGAUGCAUUUAUUUAUUUAUUACCAGGAUAAUUUGUCCCUGUCAAGUAUAAUAGAACACCAAACUGGACAUGCCCUGUAUUGACAGGUUUUGCUCUGGAAUUGUUAGGUUAAUCAAUUUUAUGAAAAAAACCAGCAACCUUUGUGUAAUGUCUUGUGUUCAGGGAUGCUGAAAAAAAAUAGCUGCUUCUCUGCAACUAGCAGUGGGACAUGAGAAACUGGCAGAAAUGUGUGAGACAGUAGCAGGACCUUCAAAAAAAGAAAAAAAAAGAUGUUCCACAAGAGUUUCUGUUUGCUGUUUACAUGUAUUUCAGCACAAGAAGUAGGGAAACUAAUUCACUUUC